Momordica charantia (bitter melon) is the source of this 2625-nucleotide messenger RNA. The record is from RefSeq and is a predicted model, not a curated record. Lineage: Eukaryota; Viridiplantae; Streptophyta; Magnoliopsida; Cucurbitales; Cucurbitaceae.
CGUCACACCGUAAAUAACCCCUCUAGUAUAUUUUCCAAUUCCGGGACUUCCGACCAUUCCGGAGCCAACAGCCACCGCACUGCCGGUGCCAUGCUCUGAAUUCAAAUUGUCCGAUCGCCAAAUUUGAAGAAUCAGCCGCACCCCACAACAAACGGUACUCUCCGGCGACCUCCCAUUUUUCUUCUACUUUCACCGCAUUUUCCCCAUUCAACAACCUCAACUUUUUACUCUUUUGCCAUUUCUUGUUUCUGCUCACUUUCCAGCUCUGAAUCGUCCACUGUCUUUUACCAUUGACGCCUCUCAAUCCUCUGUGGAGCCGGAGAAUUCCUAGCUAUUUCGUUUCUCCUUUUCUUCCCUUCCCAUGGCCGCUACCGGAGCUUGUGUUUUCCAUGGCGCGAUAUUUUGGCGUCUCCGGCGGAGUAGGAUGUCGUCCGGCGAGAGUUUCAAAUCCGGUUCGAUCCCCACUACUCGGCGACUUGCUGUGUCUACUACUUCCAUGGACCAAGUUGCUUCGACAUCCGCGCCGGAGACUACUUCCAGUGAUUUGUUUCGUAAUGGCCGGUUCGAGAAGAAUCUCGAACAUGCUACGACAGCGAUCGUUGGAGUUGAAGACGGAAGUCGGGAAGAUACGGAGGUGCGGCGGAGCUUGAAGGACUAUUUCGAACAAUCCGCUGAAUUAAUCAGAUCGGGCGGAGGGGCGCCUCGCUGGUUCUCCCCGCUGGAGUGCGGUUCGCGCAUGAAUAAUUCUCCGCUACUUCUUUUUUUGCCUGGAAUUGAUGGGGUUGGACUUGGACUUAUCAAGCAUCAUGACGGACUCGGGAAGAUUUUCGACGUGUGGUGCUUGCAUAUUCCGGUCAGGGAUCGAACGCCAUUUACAGAAUUACUGAAGUUGGUCGAAAAAAAAGUAAAAGAUGAGCACCAUCAUUCACCAAAGAGACCAAUAUAUCUUGUCGGAGAAUCCUUGGGAGCUUGCCUUGCUCUGUCUGUUGCUGCUCGCAAUCCAGAUAUUGACAUUGUCUUGAUUUUGUCUAAUCCAGCUACUUGUUUCAGCAAGUCACCAUUACAAGCUGUUAUAUCUUUGUUGGAAUUCAUGCCAGAAUCAUUGCAAGUUAGCCUCCCUUACAUACUGAAUUUACUGAAAGGUGGUUCUUCUAGGCUGCCAAUCGCUAGUGUGGAAGACGUAUUGCAACAAAUAGGUGGUGCAUUAUCACAGGAUUUUGCUGCAUUGUCUUCUAACCUCCCUGUUCUUGCUGAUAUUUUACCAAUAGAAACGCUCAUCUGGAAGUUGCAGAUGUUGAAAUCUGCUUCUGCAGAUUCCAACUCACGGCUUCAUGCUGUAAAAGCAGAGACUCUGAUACUCUGCAGUGGCAGAGAUCAGUUGCUACCCAGUAUAGAGGAAGGUGGGAGACUUCGUCAAUUUUUGCCGAAAUGUGAGGUCCGAAAAUUUUCCAACAAUGGCCAUUUCCUUUUCUUGGAGGAUGGUGUUGAUUUGGCUGCAACAAUUAAGGCUGCUAGUUUCUACCGCCGUUCGCAGUACCUGGACUACGUUUCAGAUUUUGUCCCACCAUCGCCUGCUGAAUUCAGAAAAAUAUAUGACGACUUCAGACUGCUUCGUUUGGCAACUAGUCCAGUGCUGCUUUCAACUCUAGAAGAUGGGAAAAUUACGAGGGGACUCGCAGGAAUUCCUGAAGAAGGUCCUGUCCUGUUUGUUGGCUAUCACAUGCUGUUGGGAUUAGAAUUGGCUCCCUUGGUAGGCCAGUUCUUCGAAGAAAGGAACAUUGUUCUACGAGGGAUGGCACAUCCUAUGAUGUUUGCAAAAGUGAAGGAAGGACGUUUACCUGAAUUAGCAUCAUAUGAUGCAUUCAGAAUGAUGGGUGCAGUUCCUGUCAAUGCCAGGAACUUCUAUAAACUUCUUUCUUCAAAGGCUCACGUCUUAUUAUAUCCUGGAGGCAUGCGCGAGGCUCUACACCGGAAGGGGGAAGAGUAUAGGCUAUUCUGGCCCGAGCAAUCAGAGUUUAUUCGGAUGGCUGCUAGGUUUGUGGUUUUUGAUUAUGAAGACCAGAUGAAAGUUCCGUUCUUUAGAAAACUAAUAGAGGAUCUAACCGGCGAAGCCAUUAGGCUGAGGGCUGACAUGAGUGGGGAAGUUGCAAACCAAGAUGUCCACCUCCCUGGAAUUCUCCCCAAACUUCCAGGAAGAUUUUAUUAUUACUUCGGAAAGCCAUUCGAAACAGAAGGGCGAAAAGAGGAACUACGAGACCGAGAGAACGCCCACAAACUAUAUCUUCAGGUGAAGGGUGAGGUUGAAAACUGUCUUGCAUACUUGACGAAUAAACGAGAAAGCGAUCCUUACCGACAGUUAUGGCCUCGUCUAGUUCAUCAAGCUAAACAUGGCUUCACAUCUGAAAUUCCUACUUUUGAGAUCUGAUUGUUUCAUGCCAGAGAAGCCAGCUUAGAGAUUUGUUGGUUUGUUCCCUUGGUGAAAAGCUCUGUUUUGAUGCCAAUUUUUGGAUGUAAUUUUAUUCAUAUGCUGAAGUCAUUGAUGUGGAGACCUUGUACUCAGUGUUUGAAAAAUCAGCAAUGUGAUUUCAAUAAAUAAUUAUGGUAGUUUUUUCUUGUUUUUUUUCA